Messenger RNA from Rhizoctonia solani, 1941 nucleotides. Its product is annotated as chromatin remodeling complex subunit. Gene Ontology annotation, molecular function: DNA binding. The transcript is spliced from 3 exons. The record is from RefSeq and is a predicted model, not a curated record. The coding region runs from base 1 to 1941 and encodes 646 amino acids. Gene Ontology annotation, biological process: regulation of DNA-templated transcription. NCBI's taxonomy places the organism in Eukaryota, Fungi, Basidiomycota, Agaricomycetes, Cantharellales, Ceratobasidiaceae.
AUGUCCACCCCCCAGGUGGCUAGAGCACAGGCAAGCUACAGCUACUCCAGGCAAGCCAGCUAUCCAGCACAUCGAGGAAAUCCAGUCGCUAGUGCUGCUCGCGUGGCCAAACCUGUAGAUGGAUCCGAAUCAUGGUACCUCGAGAAUGAUGUAUCUAAUCGUAUGGUACUGUCGAUGCGCUCUGGGAUUACUGGUGAAGUCGGCUGGGCCUUGACACGUCUUGGAAAUCUUGCGCAUCUGUGGGGAAAUCGAUACUCGUUGCAAAACAUGCCAGGCUCCGUGGACGCGCUCUUUGCACUCGCAGACUGGUAUAUCGACAACACGGCAUCAAGCCCUGAUCUAGAACUAUUCUCUACAGAUAAAGAAACAUGGACGCGCCGCGCACAUGCUUUGGAGGCUCUGUUGAUUUUGCGAAACUCGGCAUUGGAAGAAAGCAACAUGCGUCCGAUCCUCCAGCAUCCUUAUACUUUAACUUUUAUUUCCAACGCGUUGUACAAACUUCAGCCUGCCGAAUCUCACGCCGAAUUCCUGGUUUACACGCUUGAUAUUUUGCAAGCGCUCGGUCCUCAUCUGAUCUUGCCUCCUCCAACGAACGAGGAAACUGUCAAGCGUCAAAGUUUGCGUCGAAAGAAAAAGCGCAAGCACGAGAAGCCAUCAAUACCGGUUACUAGAAUAUCGGAAAUCGCAGCAACUUCAGACGACAGGGCACUCAUAAUUUCUUCCCUGAGUACUUUGACUGCUAUUUUUUCAGUCCCUGAAAAUACUCUUCAUAUUGAAUUGUCUUCUCAAGCACUUGAUGCAGCGCUACGAUACCUUCCGCUAACGCAGGAUAAACCCCUGCUUACUACAUCUCUGGAUUAUCUAUUUGUUCAUUUAUCCUAUGCCCCUGUCUCUAAAGCCUUCUUAAUGAAUCCCCAGAUGCCGGAGGCCGUCAAGUUGCUGGUUGCCGUCUUGAGGCUCGAACAGCGUGAAGAAAUCCGGUCUCAACCGCUCCCUCCAGCGUCAGCACCAGCAAAUCCACCCGCACCUACUCACAAGGACUACCAAUUAUCCCUCGAAGAGCUACAAAAAUUAAUACCAAUUCCAGAGCCAAGUCGAUCGAUUCAGUGGAUGCAAACCGUCUUUGUCGCGGCCCCCGAAGAAGAACAAACCCAAGUUACCCUAUGGUCACUUUACCGGGAUACGUUUACGCCCUACACACACCAGUACCUUCCGCUCAAUGCCUCGGACGUAAUCCGAAAUGUGACUAUAGCUUUCCCUUCGGCCCAGCCCAUGGUUUUCCCUGGCCCACCUCAACGUUUCGUCAUUAGGGGCAUCGGUCGACGACAGCAGCCCGUCCAAGACCGCUUUAAAUGCCACUGGAACAGAGGUGCUUGUACAGCAGAGAUAUUCAAGAGUCCAGCAGAGCUACAUCGCCAUCUUGAAGAACACUUGAAUGCCGCUGGCGUAGUCCCUCCUGCCCAGUGCCUGUGGGCAACGUGUGCGCACACAGACGAACCAGCUCGCCUCGGAACCCAUGUGCUCACACACAUACCAAAUUCUCAAUCAUCCGAAUCAACUCCACAAGCAAAUUCUCAACUUAACUCCGUGGCUUACCAAGUUGCUGCAGCCCACUCGCCCGAGACCACCUCCUUGCUACUCACAGCUUUGCUCGUUCUUCGUUUGAUAUGGCGCGCAGCGAUUCCCGCAACCCUUCAUGCCGGCGCUAGUGUACCCAAGGCUGACGAAGACCAUUUCGGAUUCCCCGCCCCUCCGGGGCUGUUAGACCGAGGCACAGAAGAGGAUGAAAUGGGCGGUGAGGCAUUGGAAGGCGAGAAGAGAGGGGUGCGAGCGUUCAAGACGGUGGUUGAAAGGUUGCAGGGUGUGAAGAUGGCUGAUGAUAUUCUCAUGAGCUGGGUGACAGAGAUGGUUGAGUCUGUAGGGGGAAGCGGGGUUGCCUGA